CAGUUCGGGCCAGUUCACCGCCGCUGUAGCUCCCAGUCUGUCCCGCUGAGCUGUCAACACACAGCGGCGCUCCGCUCCCUCUCGACCCGUCCCACCGACCGUGUGCCGCGGCGACGUCUCCCCACGAAGCCCCGAUCCUCCGUCCUCCUUCAGCGACGUCUCCCCGCAGAUAGCAGCCGCCCUCGCCUCGCCAUGACUCGGAGGUGAUCCACAGCGUGACCAGGUGGUUCUGGGGUUCCAGGUUGGUGUGGUGAGAGAGCAAGCUAACUACGGGGUGGAGGUCCGCCUGGGGCAUCCUGUCCCUGGUUCUCAAGUGACUAAGGAAGGGGCUUGGCACACUGUUCUGCAGCAUGGAGAAGGAAGACCUGAAGGUCCUCAACAAGGGCGAGGAGGAGGAAUUGGAGCUGCAGGGCUACCGUCUCUGUCGCUGGCGGCUGGUCCUCGUGGGCCUCGGGGUGCUGUGUACAGGGGGCUUCCUCCUCCUGCUGCUCUACUGGAUGCCAGAGUGGUGCGUCAAAUCCACCUGCACCCGUACCACAGCUCGUGAUGCUGAAGUGGUGUUGCUGCGCUCAGUGGAUGAGUUUCGGCGCUGGUUCCUGGCCAGGGUGCGAGUGAUGCUGGCCCCGGGGAGUGACCCCUUCCACAGCCUGGAGACCCAGACCACCUCCCCCUGCUCCCCUUCUUCUCCCUCCUGCCCCUUCUCCUCCCCAGCCUCCCCCACUCUAGCCAAUGGACACACCACUCACCCCUCCGAUGGCAGCCCCGCUCAGGAGCUUAUCAGAAGAUAUGCAGACUACCAGCCCACACAAAUUCGCUAUUUUACCUUGCAUAGCACAAAGUAUUACUGGAAUGACAAGCUGCAGAACUUUCAAGAUUUAAGUGGCCUGGAGGACUUACAGAUCAGCUGCUCCACUCUCCACUCUGAGCACAGUGGAGGCCUUACCAGGAACCAGCAGGAGUACAGGAAACUGUUCUUCGGAGUGAAUGAAAUUUCAGUGAAAGUGCCUUCUGUUUUCAAGCUGCUUAUCAAAGAGGUCCUGAACCCUUUCUACAUCUUCCAGCUCUUCAGUGUGAUCCUGUGGAGUGCCGAUGAGUAUUACUACUACGCUGUGGCCAUUGUGUUCAUGUCGGUUAUAUCCUCAGCUACCUCUGUGUACACCAUCAAAAAGCAAUACGUCAUGCUUCACGAUAUGGUGGCAGCUCACAGUAUUGUCCGUGUGUCUGUAUGCCGAGCCAACAAUGAUAUCGAAGAGAUUCUGUCUACUGAUCUGGUGCCUGGUGAUGUGAUGGUCAUUCCCAGCAAUGGAACCAUCAUGCCAUGUGAUGCAGUGUUGAUCAGCGGCACCUGCAUCGUCAAUGAAAGCAUGCUCACAGGUGAGAGCGUUCCUGUCACAAAGACCAACCUCCCAAACCCAGGGCCAGAAGAGACGGGGGAGGCUGACAGUGCCUACAACACAGAGGACUAUAAGAGACAUACACUCUUCUGUGGCACCCAUGUCAUCCAGACCCGCUUCUACACUGGUGAAAUGGUCAAGGCUGUGGUGGUCUGCACAGGAUACAGCACAGCCAAAGGUCAGCUGGUGCGCUCCAUCCUCUAUCCUAAACCCACCGACUUCAAGCUGUACCGUGAUGCCUACCUCUUCCUGCUGUGUCUGGUGGCUGUAGCUGGAAUCGGCUUUGUCUACUCUAUUGUCCUCAGCAUCAUAAACAAGGUGCCAGCGAAGACCAUCAUCAUUGAAUCCCUAGACAUUAUCACCAUCACUGUGCCACCGGCGCUGCCAGCUGCCAUGACGGCCGGAAUUGUGUACGCCCAGCGGCGCCUCAAACGCAUUGGCAUUUUCUGCAUCAGCCCACAGAGGAUCAACAUCUGUGGCCAAAUCAAUCUGGUUUGCUUUGACAAGACAGGAACUCUAACAGAAGAUGGAUUAGACCUGUGGGGUGUCCAGAGAGUUGAGAAUGGCAGUUUCCACCUGUCAGAGGAAAAUGCCUACAAGGAGAAUCUUGUCAAGUCCCAGUUUGUGGCUUGCAUGGCCACCUGCCACUCCCUCACGAAAAUAGAGGGCCAGCUGUCCGGGGACCCACUGGACCUCAAGAUGUUUGAGGCUACAGGCUGGAUCCUGGAGGAGGCCACCGAGGAGGAAACAUCGCUCCACAACCGUAUCAUGCCCACCGUGGUUCGACCCCCAAAGCAGCUGUUGCCUCAAGAGCCUGCAGUGUCACAGGAACAAGACAUGGAACUCUAUGAGCUCUCGUCUGUGUAUGAGAUAGGUAUUGUGCGCCAGUUUCCUUUUUCAUCAGCUCUCCAGAGAAUGACUGUGGUAGCUCGUCUGCUAGGGGAGAAACGUAUGGACGCCUACACAAAGGGGGCGCCAGAGGUGGUGGCCGGUCUCUGCAAGAGAGACACAGUGCCAGAUAAUUUUGCAAAGAUUUUGGAGGGCUACACAAUGCAAGGUUUCAGGGUCAUUGCUCUGGCACACCGGCGAUUAGAAUCCAAACUUACCUGGCACAAAGUUCAGAACGUCAACAGGGAUCACAUAGAGAUGAACAUGGAUUUCCUGGGCCUGAUCAUCAUGCAGAACAAGCUGAAGGCAGAAACUCCAGGUGUCCUGCAGGACCUCCGCCAAGCCCACAUCCGCACAGUCAUGGUUACAGGUGACAAUAUGCUGACAGCAAUUUCAGUGGCUCGUGAUUGUGGAAUGAUCCCACCCCGGGACACAGUCAUCAUUGCUGAUGCCCAUCUUCCCCGUGACGGACAGACCGCCAAGAUCACCUGGAGAUACGCUGACCAGCCGAGCAAGACGUCUCGCCUGGAGGAAGUUAACAUGAGAUUAGAGGACGUGUGUCAUGAAGACGAACCCAAAGCACAAGAACUGUACCACUUUGCAAUGAAUGGAAAAUCAUUUGCUGUAAUCUCUGAGCAUUUCCCUGACAUGCUUCAAAAGCUGGUGCUUCACGGGACAGUGUUUGCCAGAAUGGCCCCAGACCAGAAAACCCAGCUUAUUGAGGCAUUGCAGGGUGUAGACUACUUUGUUGGGAUGUGUGGAGAUGGAGCUAAUGAUUGUGGGGCUUUGAAGAGGGCUCAUGGUGGCAUCUCUCUCUCAGAGCUUGAGGCCUCUGUAGCUUCUCCCUUCACCUCCAGGACUCCCAACAUCUCCUGUGUCCCCAACCUCAUCAGGGAGGGCCGCGCCGCUCUCAUCACCUCCUUCUGUGUGUUCAAGUUCAUGGCCCUCUACAGCAUCAUCCAGUAUAUCAGUGUCACCCUCCUCUAUUCUAUCCUCAGUAACCUGGGAGACUUCCAGUUCCUCUUCAUUGAUAUCGCCAUCAUCCUCCUUAUUGUCUUUACCAUGAGUCUGAAUCCAGCGUGGAAAGAGCUUGUGCCGCAACGGCCGCCAUCAGGUCUGAUCUCAGGGUCUCUGUUGUUCUCUGUGCUGACACAGAUCCUCAUCUGCUUGGGCUUCCAGACCUUUACAUUCCUGUGGGUCCAGAAGCAGCAGUGGUACACAAUCUGGACACCACUCACAGAUGUCUGCAACAUGUCAUCGCACAUCAACAUGUCUGACCUCAACAACACAGAAGUGGACGACCACAACAUCCAAAACUUUGAGAACACCAGCCUCUUCUAUGUGUCCUGCUUCCAGUAUCUCAUUGUUGCUGUCGUUUUCUCCAAGGGCAAACCGUUCAGGCAGCCCAGCUACAAGAACUGGCCUUUUGUGGUGUCCACCCUGAUUUUGUAUAUUUUCCUACUGUUCAUCAUGUUCCACCCUGUGAAAACUAUUGACGAGUUUCUAGAGAUUGUUUGUGUCCCGUUUGACUGGAGAGUAAAACUUUUCCUCCUCAUCAUAGUCAAUGCUGUUGUGUCUGUGGUGGUGGAGACCUUCAUCCUUGACAUCAUCUUAUGGAAGCUUGUGUUCAGCCGAGACAAACAUGGCAGCUUUGGCGUCACUCCUGCCGCCCCUACACCACAGAGGGGCAUUGACCUGCAGGCGUUCAAGUGUCUGUCCUGGCUGAGCUGCUCACGCAAGAUGCCCAAGGCCCGCUACAUGCAUCUGGCCCAGGAGCUGAGUGUGGACCCUGACUGGCCUCCAAAGCCAACCACCACCACAGAAGCCAAACCCCGUCCCGAAAACGGCUCCACUUAUCAAAUCAUGAUCGACUCCUAGCACCCCCCCACAGCGCCUCCAGCUAUCCUAUCUCACCUUUCAUACUGUAGACAUUUUUAAAGGUGUGCUUAGUGAAAGCACAUUCAGUAGGAUGAUUGCUUGUCAUCACCGUUCAGAGACUUGCCUCCACCACUGUAGUUCCAGAGACAUUACUGCAAAAACCACAGGAUUUCACAGACCGUGGGGUCCAUAUGUGUCGAACGCGGUCUCAGACUCUCAGGUCUCUCUUGCUUUAAAUGUCCCUAAAACAUCUGCACGUCAAACUUAAUUCCCUUCCUUUGUUGCGAUGUCUGUUCACCAAAGCUGAGCAGCAACUCUAGUUCAAAAUCGCAAGUCAACCGAAUAAUGUCUCUCGUCUUUGUGUGGAAGUGAUGUAAGAUAGAGCCAACCACUGUAUUAGAAAAUCCAUUUAGACUUCAGAUUAAAAUAGUUGAUAUAAUGUCUGAGCUUUUCAGAAGGAUUAUAAUGUUUUUUAAUAGAAACUUGGGAAGUAUAGGCCAAGUUGAGGGGUUGUACUCUUAUCCUCAAGUUCCACCCACUCUGACUGAAUUUACAACUAAGAGAAUUGGCUUAUAUAGGAAAAGACUGGCAGAGUUUGAGGAAGAGGACGGAGGAUAGAAGUUCCAGUUUGAGAUUGAGAGAUUCUGCUGUUGGAAGCCUGGAGUUGAAUGUGGACAGAGUAAUUGAUUACUCUGCACUGACCACCUCAGUGUGACGUGAUCUUACAGUUUUUAAAAGAAACAGCAAAAUGUCCAAUGCUUUUGUUUUUCUGAGCAGCCAUCACCCCACCUAUAGGACUUUGACCCUGGUCUGACCUGUUGUUGGUGUUGCUGGCUCUGAUUGCUAAUAUGUAGUGGUCUUAUACAUCUAAUGUACAUAUAGACUCAUUUUAAUGAGUUGGCAUAAACACCGAACAAGAACUCAUUUUGUGAUAACCAGACUAUUUUCAAUCUCUCCCUGUGAUGAAUGAACCACAAGUCCAAGCACACAGAGUUGAAGGAAUUUGAGAGUGAUGAACGGCUGUGGUCUCAUAAAUUGCAUAUAAUAAUAAACCCAAAUAUACAACUAUCAAAGUGGCUGAUCGUACAAUUCUGGAAGAGUAAGAGGAAGAAGUAAGGGAAAGUCUAGAUUUAGUGUGAUUUGGAAACUGCACAAUAUGUCUGAAAAUAUUACAAUGUACUCAAAGUAUUUGUAGACCAGCUGUCGUCAGUCACAUUGUAAUAUUACCUAUAUAAAUCAUACUUUUUAUUUGUGAUCACCUUUUAAAUUUAUGAAAAUGCAGAAAAGCUCUUGUAGGAUUAUGUAAAGUGGACUUUUUAAAUUGGUCACACAUUAUACAUCACAGGUUGAAGACUGAAAGUACAAAACAAUGAAAGUUAGGGACAUUCUGGCUUGUCCAAAGUGACCUAAGAAGAACAAUGAGGUAGAAAGACCUCAGAUGUGCUCAACCACUCUCAACUACAGGCUGGGACCUGUGACAGGCUCUCCAUCAUUUUGUCAGAGAUUACCUUAGAGAUUUUCAACAAAGGUAUUAUUAUGUAGAACAUUUUAAAAUAAUGAUUAAAAAAAAGACUGAAUGAAUCCUUGCUUUUUAGCCGUGCUAGCAUCUUGAAUCAACUGAUCGGUUGUUCCAGACGUAAAUAUCUCAUUAACUGUCAAGAACUCCAACACGGAUGUUCUUCUCUGUAGCUCCUCAUUCAUCAUGCGAUGUCACCAAAAUGAGACGAGAACAUAACAGGUUACCUCUGAAGCUAAUGAUUAAAUUAUCAUCAACAUUAGCUGAACUCUGGUAUUCCAACACAGCGUGCUAACAUACCCAGUGUUUUACAUCCAUCAAAAUCGGUUAUCAAGUGUGUCAUGAACUUUGCACCCUUGCAGGCUGCUAGUGUGGCUAUAAACCGUUAAGCCAAUGUGUGUGCGUCGGUGAGCCAUGUCCUGUCAGCGUCUCGUAACGUCAGACAUGUAACUUAAAGUACAUCAACACUUGCAUGAAGCCACCUCCCUACCUGUCAUGUUCUGAGGACUUGAAAGACUAAACGGUUGCAAUACUGGAUCUAUUACUACAAAUAUACAGCAUUACUGUAGAAGACACAUUAACAUGACUGUACUUUAAAAAGAAACUCCACACGAGAGGCAGCAUAAAUCUGUCUGGCUAUCGUGGACAGCUGAUUAAAUGCAUGAGACCAUAUGAAUCAAAGCAUCCUAAAUCUGCAAACUCCAGAUUGGCUAAAAGAAAGCCAGUAGUUUAUUUUUCAACACAAAUUCUUCCUAUGGAAGACUGAUUAAAAGUGUGAUUGAGAAUAAAGGUAAAGAAUCUCGCUGCUCUCGAUGCAAUCAAACGAUCCGCGCAACAGCACACCCUGCAUAGGACAGAUGCAGAUUAACAUGCACAGUUGUAUUAAUGUAUUACAUGCUACCUGCAUAGAGAGUUAAGGGCUAUAUUUAUGUUCACUGCUAUUUCUUGCUGCUCCCCAAUAUCAAUAUCUGUUCUGAAAGUAUUAUGUACGCACACAGUCUGGAGACUUUGAAAGUGGCUGUAGAAGUUUGUAGUUUCAUCCUUUGUAAAACAUGUUUGUGGAAAAUCUAAGUACUGAGAAAAUAGAAGCAGUUUACACUUUAUGAGUGGAUUGAGUUUUUUGUUGGUAAAUUUUAGUACUUCAAAAAAUGCAAAUACAUACUUUUUUUAUAUAACAUCGUAUGGGAAAUUCUUCAUUAAUCAUGAUGAACAGUCUACUAAGGAGAAAACUACAGACUUCUUAAAGUCACCAGAGAUGAUUUUUAAAAGUCAAAAUGCUAAUUUAUGGUGGAGGUUCACAUGAAAAUAGCUGGUUCCUAUUGUCAGAAUAACUAAUUCCAACCUGUCUUUCAUGAAUUAUAUGUUUUAAAUUCUUGUCAGAGUGCGACUCAGUGGCUAUGAGACACCACGUCUAAGACACCCUAACAAAUGUCAAGGUGAUACAAUAUGACUCCUUCUCAGUGACAUGAAGCAAAUUACAUCUCAAACGUUUGUUGAAUGUGCUGUGUUGUAUGAUAUUUAUAUGGCACAAAAACAUCAUCUUUAGCUUAUUGAUCAUCAAUGAGUUUAUUCAAUAGUUGCAAAAGGUUUCUCCAUAUUAAGUGAUAACAAGAGUCUGAAGUUGCUCAUUUGCUGAAAGCCAUCGUCUAUUGAGAUGCAUGUAAUAAUAUUCCAAAUGUAUAUGAAAUAUUUGAUCCAUAACAUUUUUGUGACAAGCUCAAAUGUGACAUGUGACCAUAGUUUCCAUGGAUAUAUAGUUUAUUUAACGAGGAAAGUAUUUUGUUAUACUAUUUUGUGGACAAAUUGUCAAUGUGAGAGGGGUGUAUAGUUGAUAAAACUGGUAAGAUGAACAGUUUGGCUGAAAUGGACAUUUUGGUGCCAAUUUACAAAAGUCUGAUAUUUUGUUUAAAAAAGAUCUUUGUUUAAAUCUGUUUAUUUUGUUAAAUUGAGACAAACUUGCUGAUGUGCUCAAACAAGGGCCACAUUGGCUCCUAUGCUUCUGAAAUAUUCAGUGGUAUUUUUCUUUUAUCGUUGAUUUCAGGGUUUGAUAUUUUUUCUCCAUAGAUUCUUACUGAGGCUAAAAUUGAAUGUUUUGUAAAGAACAAAAUUGAAUGAAAUGCAAUACUAGAGUUGUUGAUUCUAUUCCCAAAGACUUCAUCACAUCUGUAUAGGUUAUUUAAAAAAUAACAAAGUUUUAUUUAGCUUGUUCAGUUCUGUCAAAUCUGAUUUAACUGGGCACAAAUGGACUUUAAACAGUGAUAAUAAUAUUAGAAGUUUGAUUUUGUCUGUAUAUAUGAGAUACAUUUCUAGUGUGUGCAUAAAAUUCAAAGAAGAUAUAGAUAUAAAAGUGUAUGUUUUUGGAUUAUCAAAGGGCUGGUGUGUCUUUUUCUGCUAUUUUGGUACUUUGUGUUACAAUCACUUGUUUGUCAACUUUUGAUUUGUAUUGUCUGUUGGAUUUGUUCAACCUUUCACUUUUGUCAUGGACUUGCAUUCGGCUGGAUCUUCCUUAAUUGGGCAUAAUCCUGGGCAUUUAUUUCACAAUCUGAACAAGUUAUUGAGAAGUAUGAUCGGUGUUUGUUCUGUCUUGGGUAAAUCAUACUGCUGCCAAUUUUGACUUAAAAGUUUGAAUUAAGAUGAAUGGAAACUUUUUGACUAGGAAAUUGUCUUUUCAAGUUCUUGUAGCAGAUCUACUUCUCAGCUUGUCUUUUUUUUCUCUCUUUUUUAAAACUGUUUUUUAUAAAACCAAGGAUCUGACACAAGAAGGGAAUAAUUCAUUUGAUGUCAUAUAUAAUCACCUCAUUUCAGCAAAUUUAAACAUCUGACAAUCUUGUUACUUUUCUGUCCAAUCAUCCAAUGUAUGUGUUUGACUUUUUUAUUUUGGUCUGGAACUUUAAAAACAAUAGUUUGCAUCUGUGUAAAUUUGAUAUGAAAUUGGCAAAAAAGAAUGUGCAUUGCUGCUUAAUAUCAGCAGUCUAUUGUAGAAGUGGUUAUAUUGCUGCUAGGGGGCAAAGUUAUUCGGUAUCAGCUGUUUCAUGACUGCACCUUGAAACAUAAUUCAUCAAUUUAAUGAUGGCAAAGUGUAAAUACUAUUGCUUUUCCUCUACGCUACAGUUUUACAGCCUUUUAUUCUGACACAACUUUGCCUCUCUGUGCUCAUACAGGUACAACAUAUACCAACAGUCAACAUUGGCCUCUCUCAGAUGAUGUAUUGUUUUUUCAAACCAUCGAAUGACUUUAAGAUUGAGUCGGCCACAGAGUACAUGAAGCCUCAUUUCGAUUUUGUUUCCUCAGGGAAAUGUCUAUUUGUAAUAAAUAGAGAAAAUAAAAGUUCAUACCCAAACUGAAUUAAAAUAUACUUGUGGUAAAAACUUCUUACAGUCCAUGUGUAUGUCAGUGCUUUUUUUCAUUUGCAGCUCCAACACCUCAUCAAGAGACCAGGGGUUUAUGUAUUUUUGUUAGUGGCAGAGAUGUUAAUUUUUUUUAUUCAUUCUUUUUUUUUUACCUCCAUAAUUUAUUUUUUAUUUAUUUUCUUCUUUUUUUCUAAGGAUUGUGUUUCAGAUUUAUCAUGAUUUCUUUCUUUUCAAUAAAUGUUUUGAAAACUA
Messenger RNA from Limanda limanda (common dab), 9278 nucleotides. RefSeq names its product ATPase 13A3 (gene atp13a3). Gene Ontology annotation, molecular function: polyamine transmembrane transporter activity; ATP hydrolysis activity; ATP binding. Gene Ontology annotation, cellular component: late endosome membrane. The coding region runs from base 351 to 4160 and encodes 1269 amino acids. Lineage: Eukaryota; Metazoa; Chordata; Actinopteri; Pleuronectiformes; Pleuronectidae. Gene Ontology annotation, biological process: polyamine transmembrane transport; intracellular calcium ion homeostasis. The record is from RefSeq and is a predicted model, not a curated record. The transcript has 34 exons.